Messenger RNA from Trichomonas vaginalis G3, 183 nucleotides. Its product is annotated as protein of unknown function, DUF4106 family. Lineage: Eukaryota; Parabasalia; Trichomonadida; Trichomonadidae. The record is from RefSeq and is a predicted model, not a curated record. The coding region runs from base 1 to 183 and encodes 60 amino acids. The transcript has a single exon.
AUGGACACAGACACAGGCAUGCACCAAAACCAACACAACAACCAACAGUUCAAAACACUGCACCACAACCAACAGUUCAAAACACUGCACCACAACCAAAAGUUCAAAACACUGCACCACAACAACCACAAACAGAGCAAGGACAUAAAAGAAGUAGAGAACAAGGAAACCAAGAAUUCUUAA